CAUCCCACCGGCAUCCAACCGACAUCCAUCAGACAUCCAACCGACAUCCAUCAGACACCCAACCGGCAUCCAACCGACAUCCAUCAGACAUCCCACCGGCAUCCAACCGACAUCCAUCAGACAUCCAUCAGACAUCCAACCGACAUCCAUCAGACACCCAACCGGCAUCCAACCGACAUCCAUCAGACAUCCAACCGACAUCCAUCAGACACCCAACCGGCAUCCAACCGACAUCCAUCAGACAUCCCACCGGCAUCCAACCGACAUCCAUCAGACAUCCAUCAGACAUCCAACCGGCAUCCAUCAGACACCCAACCGGCAUCCAACCGACAUCCAUCAGACAUCCAACCGGCAUCCAUCAGACAUCCAACCGGCAUCCAUCAGACAUCCCACCGGCAUCCAACCGACAUCCAUUAGACAUCCAUCAGACAUCCAACCGACAUCCAUCAGACAUCCAUCAGACAUCCAUCAGACAUCCAUCAGACACCCAACCGGCAUCCAACCGACGUCCAGCCGAUACCCUACCAACACCUAACCGGCUUCCAGCCGACAUCCAACAGACAUCCAUCAGACAUCCAGCCAACAUCCUACUGGUAUCCAACCGACACCUAACCGGCAUCCAGCCGACAUCCAUCAGACAUCCAACCGGCAUCCAGCCGGCAUCCAACCGACACCUAACCGGCAUCCAGCCGGCAUCCAACCGACACCUAACCGGCAUCCAGCCGACAUCCAUCAGACACCCAACCGGCAUCCAACCGACAUCCAUCAGACACCCAACCGGCAUCCAACCGACAUCCAUCAGACAUCCAACCGGCAUCUAUCAGACCAGCCAAUUUUCAGCAAUGAGUCAACACCAUCCAACCAGGACGUCUCUUUGCACUUUGGGGGGAAAUUGCAGCUCCUUUCUGAGCGAUCACCAUCACAGCAGGAUGUCGAAGCUCCUCCUCCUGCCUGACCACACCCCCACACAGCGGACUCAGUUGCAGCCACCUCACCUGUUCCCCACCGUAGACGUGCCUGACCACGCCCACUACAUCAUCGGCUCUGUCAUCCUGUUGGUGGGGGUGACGGGCAUGCUGGGAAAUGGCCUGGUCAUCUAUGUGUUCUGCUGCAGUCGCACGCUGCGGUCGCCUAGCAACCUGCUGGUGGUCAACUUGGCAGCCACUGACUUCCUGAUGUCUCUGACACAGUCCCCUGUCUUCUUUAUUGCCAGCCUGCACCGCCGCUGGGUGUUCGGGGAGCUCGCCUGCGAGCUGUAUGCCUUCUGCGGAGCACUGUUCGGCAUCACCUCCAUGAUGACACUGACAGCCAUUGCAGUGGACCGCUGCCUUGCUAUCACGCGGCCUUUGGCCCUGCUUGGCGGGGUGAGUCACCGCCAGGUGUUGGUGGUGAUGGCGGCAGUGUGGUUGUACUCUCUGGGCUGGAGUCUGCCACCAUUCUUUGGCUGGAGCGCCUACGUCCCUGAAGGCCUGCAGACGUCCUGCAGCUGGGACUACAUGAGCUUCACCGCCGCUGUGCGCACCUACACAAUCUUGCUGUUCGCCUUUGUCUUCUUCAUCCCUCUGGGCCUCAUCACCAGCUGCUACUUCACCAUCUUUCGUGCAGUGCGGCGUGCCGGCCGGGAGGUCCGGCAGCUGAACUGUGGAGGAACCAACAAGGCGUAUGAACGUCUGCGCAGUGAGUGGCGACUGGCCAAAGUGGCUCUGGGAGUCAUCCUGCUGUUUGUUGUGUCCUGGUCGCCGUACUCGGUGGUGGCUCUGACGGCCACGGUUGGCUAUGCCCACCUGCUGACGCCCUACAUGAACUCAGUUCCUGCCGUCAUCGCCAAGGCCUCUGCCAUCCACAACCCCAUCAUCUAUGCCAUCACACACCCCAAAUACCGUGCCGCCAUCGGCCGCUACGUGCCACUACUGCGCGCCGUGCUGCGGCUGCAGGAGAAGGACCUGCGCUCCUCCUUCAGCUCCAGCGGUGCCUCAUCUCAUCGCACCACGUCGACCAGUCAGAGCUCACUGGCCAUCCAGCUGAGCGCCGCCGCUCGAGCCAAUGGCCGCUGGGGGAGGAGCCGACUAUCCUCCACCUCAGACAGUGAGUCCUGCUGGAUGGAGAGUGAAGCCGAUGGCUCCAGUGUCGGAUCGACGGCCUUCAACCGCCAGGUUUCCGCAGACGUCACCGCCAACACCGCAGGCUCCGCCCCCCUCAGCCAGGAGAGAGGCUCAGCUGGCGCAGGACCCGACGCUGACUCACCUGACGGACACCUGCUGCCGACAGGCUCCACCCCCUGCACGCCAUGAUGACACACUUCUUAAAAGUGUGAAUGAAGAAAUUGUUCAGGACCAGUUUGAGGUUUUAGGGGGAUUUUGUCAUUAAAGUCUGCUGUGAUUGGACAGGCCAUCGGGGGUGGAGCUGGGCACUGAUGACAUCAAACUACAAGCCACUACUUCCUAUAAUUGUGCCUGAAGCUUUUAUAAAGUGCUGGAUGAUGUGAAAAUGCACAUUAUUAACAUUAUUGAUUGAUUAGCAUCAGGCUCAUAUAAACAAGUUUGAUUUGUUGUUUAAACUCCAGACGUUCAUCUCAAGUCUCCUCUUUGAUCACUCCUCGCUUGAACAGUUCUGGUCCGCCAUUUUGAAGGUCGUCUCAAAACUCUUAUGUUGCUCUGAGCGAGGACCCCGACACGCCCCCUUAUUGGAUAUCAGUUAUUGAUUAGACGCUGCAGCUGAUCGGACUGAUCUGACGCAUACAGAUUCAAAUCUAGUUCAUCACCUGAGUUUGAUAUUUAAUCUGAUUUCUAGUUAAACGUCUGUUAAUUAAUCUGAUCAACAAAACAAUCAUAAACAACUUUCUUCAUGAUCGGUUAUCUCACCCGUUAAC
Messenger RNA from Thunnus maccoyii (southern bluefin tuna), 2869 nucleotides. It is a transcript of the gene opn4.1, whose product is annotated as opsin 4.1. Gene Ontology annotation, biological process: G protein-coupled receptor signaling pathway; visual perception. Gene Ontology annotation, molecular function: G protein-coupled receptor activity. The transcript has a single exon. Lineage: Eukaryota; Metazoa; Chordata; Actinopteri; Scombriformes; Scombridae. Gene Ontology annotation, cellular component: membrane. The record is from RefSeq and is a predicted model, not a curated record. Bases 843 to 2291 code for a protein of 482 amino acids.